Molecule: messenger RNA, 5150 nt
Organism: Micropterus salmoides (largemouth bass)
Lineage: Eukaryota; Metazoa; Chordata; Actinopteri; Centrarchiformes; Centrarchidae
Product: importin-13-like
Exons: 23
Coding region: 137-3022 (961 amino acids)
Biological process (GO): protein import into nucleus
Cellular component (GO): cytoplasm; nuclear membrane
Molecular function (GO): small GTPase binding
Source: RefSeq, a predicted model, not a curated record
AUUACGACAUUUCCCACAGUGCUUGAACGUAGCACCAAGCCCUCGGUGGGAGCAGAGGCAGAAAAGCGGCAGGGAGCUGCCAGCAUCGUCUCGUCUCAUACCGUCGCAGGAUAGAAAGCUCCUUGUCAGCGGGGAUAUGGAGACGCCGGGGAGGAUAGCAGCCACACCGGACGCCCUGGACUUCACGGUGGAAAACGUAGAGAAGGCCCUCCACCAGUUGUACUAUGAUCCCAACAUAGAAAACAAGAAUCUGGCCCAGAAAUGGCUAAUGCAGGCUCAGGUCUCGCCUCAGGCCUGGCAGUUCUGCUGGGCCCUACUGAGCCCAGAUAAGGUGCCAGAGAUCCAGUACUUUGGCGCAAGCGCUCUUCACACAAAGAUCUCUCGCUACUGGUCAGACAUCCCCUCAGACCAGUACGAGUCUCUGAAGACCCAGCUGUUCUCCCAGAUUGCCUGCUUCUCCUCCGGCUCCAAGAUGGUGCUCACUCGGUUAUGCGUGGCUCUGGCCUCUCUGGCGCUCAACACAAUGCCUGAGGCCUGGCCCGGCGCAGUGGCAGAGAUGGUGCGGGUGUUCCAGGAGGAAGGGGGAGGGGUGGAUGGGCGGGCUCGCUGCCUGGCAUUGCUGGAGCUGCUCACCGUCCUGCCUGAGGAGUUCCAGACCAGCCGCCUGCCGCAGUACCGAAAGGGACAGGUCCGGGGUGCCUUGGGCCGGGAGUGGGGGUCAGUGUGUCCCUUACUGCAGCAACUGCUGCGAAGGACAGACAGCCCUGGGGCGGUGAAAGCUCGCGUGCUGCGCUGCUUGUCAUCUUGGGUGCUGCUAGAUGUGCCCCUCAGCGAGAGCGAAGGCCUGGUGCACGACUGCUUCAGUGCCCUGCCUGAUCCAGAGCUCUUCGACACAGCGGUGGAGGCAAUAGUCAAUGCCAUCUCGCAGCCGGACUCCCAAAGAUAUGUGAAUACUUUGCUAAAACUGGUUCCUCAAGUGCUGGCCCUUCAGGAGCAGCUCAGAGAGGCUGUUCAGAAUGGAGACAUGGAGACCUGCCAUGGGAUCUGCCGUAUCGUCGUUACACUGGGAGAAAACCACUCCAGGACUCUGCUGGAGCAGGUGGACCACUGGCAGAGCUUCCUGGCUUUGGUCAACAUGAUCAUGUUUUGUACAGGCAUCCCCGGCCACUACCCGGUCAAUGAGACCACCAGCUCGCUCACACUCACCUUCUGGUAUACAUUACAAGAUGAAAUAAUGUCAUUCGAGUCGGAUAAGCAGACGGUGUAUCUGCAGGUCUACAGGCCGGUGUAUUUCCAGCUGGUGGAUGUUCUGCUACACAAAGCCCAGUUCCCCUCCGACCAGGAGUAUGCAUCCUGGUCCUCAGAUGAGAAAGAGCAAUUUAGGAUCUAUAGGGUGGAUAUCUCAGACACACUCAUGUACGUGUAUGAGAUGCUGGGAGCAGAGCUGCUGAGUAACCUGUAUGAUAAACUAGGGAGACUGUUGACUAAUGCAGAGCAGCCCACAUCAUGGCAGCACACAGAAGCAUUACUAUACGGCUUCCAGUCCAUCGCAGAAACGAUAGAUGUGAAUUACUCUGACGUCAUCCCAGGCCUGAUAGGACUCAUCCCCAGAAUCAGCAUCAACAACGUCCAGCUAGCAGACACAGUGAUGUUCACUAUAGGUGCGUUGGCUGAAUGGUUGGCAGACCACCCAGUGAUGCUCAGCAGUGUCUUGCCCUUGGUGCUACAGGCUUUGGGGAACCCAGACCUUUCUGUUUCUUCUGUCUCUACACUGAAGAAAAUUUGUAGGGAGUGCAAAUAUGACCUGCCACCCUACGCAACCAACAUAGUAGCUGUCUCUCAGGAGGUGCUUAUAAAGCAGAUCCACAAGACAAGUCAGUGUAUGUGGCUGAUGCAGGCUCUCGGCUUCCUGCUCUCCGCCCUCCCUGUGGAAGACAUCUUAAGAAACCUUCACUCUCUCAUCACCCCCUACAUUCAGCAACUGGAGAAGCUGGCGGACGAGACGCCUAAUCCCUCCAAUAAAUUGGCAAUCAUCCACAUCUUGGGGCUGCUGUCCAACCUCUUCACUACACUCGACAUCAGCAAGCAGGACGAUGAGUCAGCGGACGGCUCAGCACCACCUGUCAAAACAGCCCCACCUCCUCCCGGCCCAAACCCAGUGGUGGUGGUUUUGCAACAAGUAUUUGCUCUCAUACAGACUGUACUCAGCAAGUGGCUCAACGACUCACAGGUUGUAGAGGCGGUGUGCGCUAUCUUUGAGAAGUCAGUGAAGACUCUGCUCCAUGACUUUGCUCCCAUGGUGUCUCAGCUAAGCGAGAUGCUUGGGCAGAUGUACAGUACGAUUCCCCAGGCCUCAGCCCUUGACCUCACACGACAGAUGGUGCAUAUCUUUGCCAGCGAGACAGACCACUUCCCACCCAUCAAGGCUCUGUUCGAGCUGGUUACCUCGGUAACACUGUCCAUCUUUCAGCAAGGACCCAGGGAUCAUCCUGAUAUUGUUGAUUCAUUUAUGCAACUCCAAGCUCAGGCCCUCAAACGGAAGCCCGAUUUGUUCUUGUCUGAGAGUCUUGACGUGAAAGCAGUGUUCCAUUGUGGAGUUCUGUCACUCAAAUUUCCCGAGGCUCCGACAGUCAAGUCAACGUGCUUGUUCUUUACUGAACUUUUACCCCACUGCUCAGAUGUGCCUCCAUUAGCCAGAGUGGUGCAGGAAGACGGCAAGCUGUUGAUCCAGGCCGUGCUGGAGGGCAUCGGGGGCGGGGCAUCUCGGAGUCUGAUGGACCAGUUUGCAGAGGUGCUUUUCUCUCUUAACAAGCACUGCUUUUCUCUGCUGGCUGUUUGGUUGAAGGAGGCACUGCAGCCUCCUGGGUUCCCGUCAUCGCGGGUCACAAUUGAACAGAAAGACAACUUCUCCCAGCAGAUACUCAGAGAACGAGUGAACAAGAGGAGGGUGAAGGACAUAGUGAAGGAGUUCACACUACUGUGCAGAGGGCUGCACGGUACAGAGUACGCCGCUGAAUACUGAAACUCUAUCCUUGAACUCUCACCUAACCGUGACCUCUGCCCUCAGCGCAAAACAGCUGGAUGCCACAACAAUACACUUCUCACAAACCCCAUCAGUGAAGAAAUCAUGAAAUGAUUGUAAUGAUAACCCGCCCCGCCACAGGACAAGACAUGGAACUCUUCCAGCAUAGACCUGCCAUCGGAUUAAUGGACAAACAUUAAAUCCCCGGUGGUUUCAGGGAGGCCGUCCUCUCUGCUCCAAUAUUGUUUUUCUGUUUGUUUGUUUCUCUAUCUCUCUCCCCUUAUUUAAAGGACUUUUCUUUGGAAGAGCUUCGAGCAGCACUCCCGGCAUGCUGCCUCACGCCGCCUCCUAUCUCUGUCUUGUUCUGCCUUUCUAGAUCCUCCCGUGGUUCCUAGGUUGUUUCCUGGUGAUUAGCAUCCAUAUGAAAUGGUAGUGGUAUCGUACGUAGCUACUUGACAUUAUUUUUCAGAAUAAAUCAAAUUAAUUAUAUAAAUGUAUAUGUAUACACAUAUAGAAAGAUGGUGGUUGUCAGUCCUGCUGCUGCUAACGGGAAGAGAGAAGGACCAAUGUCGGGGGGGGGUUCUGCAGGAGAAAUUACAUAAAUACAAUAAUAUUUGUAACAUACCCCAGUGCUCUCUGCAUUUGCCAAAUUAUCAAGACAUGUUUUGUGAAUUUGUCCCUUCUUUUUGUUAUAUAUGCCUUUUUUGUGGGUGUGAGUGGAUAAGGAAAGCUGAAAAACACACAACUGGACUAAAAAACUGUCUCUUACCAAGCCCUCUGUGUACAGGGCUGUACCUCAUGUACAUACGGUCCCACUGCAGUCUCCUUGGGUUGCAGAGAGUGGUUUUAAAUGAAUUGGUCCCUUAGGUAAAGCAGGACUGUCUAGAGAAUUGGCUGAAGGGGGGGGGGAGGAAUUAUAGUAGCUGGCAGUGAGAAGGAGGCACAAGAUGAAACUGAGAAGGGAAUUGAUUGUUUGGAGGGAUUAAUAAUCCCGAUGAUGGACUGCUUAGUCACUGUAAUCGUGCAAAAAUAUUAAUCAAGUUGUGCAUAUUAACAGUUAUUGCUGAACACUUCUGUGUAUUUGAGUGUGCGCGCGUGUUCAUAUCAGUAUGUAUGAGAGGGGUGUGUGCGUGCGUGUGCGUGUGUGUGUGCGUGCGCGCAGAUGUAUCUUUUUCCACUCGUUCAGUGCACUUAUAUUGGACCUACAGUACACAUCCAUAUCUUCCUCCUAUCGUUUAAACAAAGAGCCCAUUCAUUUCUUCAUGCCGCACUCAUUGAGACUACUCUUUUCUUAAAGACUGACCAGGCACGUCCAGUAUUUCACCUCUGCUGCUCACCGGCAAUCACACACAUCUGUUAGACAUCCUUAUCAUCUGGAAUGACCAGCCAGUGAUAACCACCAGACUCAUCUAUCUACCCGUUAUUGACACCAACUACUGCUCCUAACAAAAUGCUUGUGAACAAGCUACCCAAACCCAUUUUCAUCCAUCUGGGUCACUGCCUUGGAGAGGAACAAGAAGGAUUAGAGAGUUCAGUAACAAAAUGCAAGACCUCUGAGAAAGUUAUUCAGCAAGAAUGAACGCCAACAUUCUGUGCUCAUCCAUUACGCCAGAGACAUUAUUGGUGAAGUGAUGUGAUGGCUGUAAAAUACACUGUCUAGUGAAUCUGCAGGACCACUUGACAUCUAACAACACUCAGCAUUGAAAUGUACUUUGUGGUCUCUGAUAAACUUUAUCUCAGUCUAAUCCUUCUGUCUUAUCCGAGGUGCCUGCAGACAUGUAGCAUGUAUGUGUUUUUUGGGGGGGGGGGGGGUCAUGUUCAGGGUUCAACAAACAUAUUCAGUGUGUGAGACACUGCAGAAAGACGUGUUUUUAGACUGAGACCCGAUGCAGGAAUCUGCUCUGGAGUGAACUGUCCUGCCUCGGGCCUGAUUUGAAUGGUGAAUGAUUGGAUGUCCAACACUGAUCCUCGCUCUGUGUAGUGGUCUCAUUUUGAAGUGGGAAAAUUGAAACAAUGUUUGUCACAGUUUAUAGAAAGAGUAGUAGGUGGAUGAGGAGAGGGAGGUAUGAAAUGUACAUUGUUUUUUUUGUACCUUGGCUUUAAUUUAUUAAAUAUAUCUAAGACUGCA